Messenger RNA from Lates calcarifer (barramundi perch), 6309 nucleotides. RefSeq names its product formin homology 2 domain containing 1 (gene fhod1). Gene Ontology annotation, cellular component: cytoplasm; cytoskeleton. Gene Ontology annotation, molecular function: actin filament binding. Gene Ontology annotation, biological process: actin filament network formation; cortical actin cytoskeleton organization. The transcript has 28 exons. NCBI's taxonomy places the organism in Eukaryota, Metazoa, Chordata, Actinopteri, Centropomidae. Bases 111 to 4355 code for a protein of 1414 amino acids. The record is from RefSeq and is a predicted model, not a curated record.
AGCCGCGAGCAGCGAUCACUCCUCAUUUAAAAGUGUGUUUCCGUGGAGCGCGGACCUACACCGAGCUACUCUGACACUUUUAGCCGCAGUCGGUUUGCGGUCUCACGGCCAUGGCCUCCAUCACUUGCCGGGUCCAGUAUCUGGAGGACUCGGAUCCGUUCAUCUGCACAAACUUCCCUGAACCUCGGAGACCUCCGACGGUGAACCUGGAGGAGAACCUGCCGCUCAGUGAGCAGAUCGCCGGGAUACACAAGCUGCUGGAGGCGCCGCUGAAGCUGGAGGAAUGCACCCUUCAGUUGUCUCCCAGUGGAAACUAUCUGGACCUGGACUCGUCUCUGGCCGAGCAGAGGGAUGAGCUGGAGAUCUUCUAUGAAGAUGUGGCAAAAGGAAAGAAACCCAUUCUGAUCCUGAGGACUCAGCUCUCUGUUCGUGUCCACUCCAUCCUCGAGAAGCUGUAUAACUCUCAUGGUCCGGAGCUCAGACGGUCUCUCUUCUCUCUCAAACAGCUCUUCCAGGAUGAUAAAGACCUUGUUCCAGAGUUCGUGGCGUCUGAAGGUUUGACAUGUUUCAUUAAAGUUGGAGCAGAGGCCGACCAUAACUACCAGAACUACAUCCUGAGAGCUCUCAGUCAGAUCAUGCUGUUUGUGGACGGGAUGAACGGAGUGAUAAACCACAGCGAGACGGUGCAGUGGCUCUACACACUGACAGGAAGUCUGUCCCGUCUGGUGGUGAAAACAGCUCUGAAGCUGCUCAUCGUGUUUGUGGAGUAUUCAGAGUCCAACAGUCCUCUGCUCAUCAACGCUGUAAACACAGUGGACGAACAGAGAGGUAUGAAACCGUGGAGUUACAUGAUGGACAUCCUGGAGGAGAAAAAUGGCUCCGACACAGAACUGCUCAUGUUCGCCAUGACACUCAUCAACAAGACUCUGGCGGUGCUCCCAGACCAGGACUCGUUCUACGAUGUGACAGACAGUCUGGAGCAGCUGGGGAUGGAGACCAUCAUCCACAAACACAUGAACAACAAGGGGACGGAGCCUGACCUCCGAACUCAGUUCACCAUCUAUGAGACAGCUCUGAGGUACGAGGAUGGAGAUGUGGACGACUCCUCCCCUCACCUCCGCAAAGAGAGAAGAAAGAUGGCCACCGGUGAUCAGGAGGGACGAAAGAGCCGCCGCACAUCCAGUCAAAAUCUCCCCGACCUCCUGUCCUCCUCCGCGGGCUCCUCCCCCUCCACCUCCCCCCUCCCUCCUGCCUUCCUCUCCCCUUCCACCACUGCCAACAACCCACUCUCCCCUGCCAUCUCCUCCGCCUCCUCAACCAGUCCCACGGCCGGGCUCAGCAGCAGGGCCUCGUCCCCGCUGACCUCUGACGCCGGCAGCCCCGCCUCCAGUCCGUCCGGAUCCCAGAGAGGGUCUCCCGUGCCCCCUCACACCGCCCCCAACGGUACCAUGACCACAGAGCAGGAGACGAAGACACCGUCCAGCCCGAGUCGCUCUUUCCUCAGCCACCACAUGUCAGCUCUGGGUCUGAGCAGGAAGUCCAGGCUCUUCUCCAAAACCAGCUCCAUCUCUGAGGAGCCUUCAGCCGCCUGCAGCUCGCCCUCCUCCCCCUCCGACGCCUCUCUCCAGGAGAAGUCGUCCCAGUCGAACCCAGAGCAGUCGGGAACCAAGACAGAGACUAAAACCGGUUUCAACUCUGGGGAGGCCGACUGGCUCUUCUGCCCAGAUGACUGUAAUGUAAAUCAGGACAAGCCGGUUCUGAAGAGGUUUGAAGGUAAUUUCCUUCGUAACCUGGCAGCCACACAGUGGGAGAAGAAGAGAAGGAGUAAACACCUCAGCCAGUCCAGGCUGUCCUCGUCUGAUGACCUCAUAACCCCGGGCCCACAGCUAACAGCGGAGGAGGGCAGGGGCGUCCCAGCUGCAGAGACGUCGCUUCACACAUCCAGCAGUUCAGACCCAAACGGACUCUCAGACUCCCAGAAUGACCCAGCAGCAGCAUCGUCUGUGCAGCGUCAGUGCAGCACGCUUUCUAACGACAAGAAGUUCCUGCUGGACAUGCUCUACUCCAAGACGGCCGCCGCAGCGCCUCUGAGCCCGACGGCCGCUGCUCCCGACACCACCGAGGAAGAAGGGAACUUCCAGUCUGGUGGUGGAGAUCUGGGUGGACGGGGUCGUGUGUUGGAGCGUCUGUCCAGCUUCAAAGCACGCUCGGCGGAGUCCUCCGGCUCCAGUGAGAGCAGCGCCUCUCGCAGGGCGGAGCUGGAGGGGCUGGAAGGCUCCGCCCAGGCAGCACUGGCCAGACUGGCUGAAGAACGGCAGCAGAACCGUCACCUCCGGCAGCAGAGCAGCAUCGAUGUGGAGAGCCACGCCCGCCGCCUGGAGACGACCCAGAUGACCCCGCUGGGCCCUGGGGGCCCCACUGACGCCUGGGACCAGCUGCAGCCAAGCGCCGCCGCACUGCGCAUCAAAGACCUGGACUUCUCCGACCUGUUGGACGAGGAGGACAUCGACGUCUUGGACAUGGACACCUUCGACUCCUCUUCCUCCUCCUCCUGCUUCUCUGGCAUCCCUCCCCCUCCUCCUCCUCCCCCAGGCCUGGCUGGUGGUCCUCCUCCUCCUCCUCCUCCUCCCCCACCUCCUCCACCCGGCGGUCUGGCUCCUCCACCACCUCCUCCCCCUCCACCAGGCGCUCCUCCUCCUCCCCUCUUCUCGUCCUCAGCAGCGGCGGUGUUCGCUCAGAAGAAGAAGAAGACGGUGAAGCUGUUCUGGAAGGAGCUGAAGCAGGCGGACAGACCUCAGAAGUGUCGCUUCGGUCGGGGGACGGUGUGGGCGUCUCUGGACAAGGUGGCUGUGGACACUGCCCGACUCGAACACCUGUUUGAGUCUAAGGCCAAGGAGCUCCCCGUUGCCAAGAAAGGACCUGAGAUGAAAAAGUCAGAGAUUCUGGUUCUGGAUCCAAAGAGGAGCAACGCCAUCAACAUUGGUAUGACUGUGCUGCCAGCCGUCCACGUCAUCAAGACUGCCAUCCUCAACUUCGACGAGUUUGCCAUCAGCAAGGAGGGGAUAGAGAAGAUCCUGACCAUGACCCCCACAGAGGAGGAGAAGCAGAAGAUCCAGGAGGCUCAGCUGGCCAAUCCUGACGUCCCUCUGGGCACGGCGGAGCAGUUCCUGUUCAGCCUGGCCUCCAUCAGCGCCCUGACCCCCCGCCUCCAGCUCUGGGCCUUUAAACUCAACUACGAGGCUCUGGAGAAGGAGAUCGCAGAGCCGCUGUUUGACCUGAAGCUGGGCAUGGAGCAGCUGGCCUCCAAUCAGACCUUCAGGAGAAUCCUGGCGACGCUACUCGCCAUCGGAAACUUCCUCAACAGCUCCAACGCUAAAGGCUUUGAGCUGGGUUACCUGGAGAAGGUGGUGGAGGUGAAGGAUACAGUUCACCGUCAGUCUCUCCUGCAUCACACCUGCAACCUGGUGGUGGAAAAUUACCCAGAAUCCUCGGACGUCUACUCUGAAAUUCCCGCCAUCACCCGCUCCGCCAAAGUGGACUUUGAGCUGCUCUCAGAGAACCUGGUCCAGCUGGAACGACGCUGCAAAGCAUCAUGGGACAACCUGAAGGUGGUGGCCAAGCAUGAAACCAAAGCUGUGCUGAAGAACAAGAUGACGGACUUCCUGAAGGACUGCACACAGAGGAUCAUCAUCCUGAAGGUUGUCCACAGGAGGGUCAUCAACAGGUUCCACUCCUUCCUGCUGUUCCUGGGUCAGCCGUCCUCCUCGGUCAGAGACAUCAAAGUCACCAGUUUCUGUCGGAUCAUCAGUGAGUUCGCGCUCGAGUAUCGCACCACCAGAGAGCGAGUCCUCACCCUCAAACGAAAACGAGCCGCUCACCGAGAGAGAACCAAGACCAGGGGCAAGAUGAUCACCGAGACGGAGAAGUUUUCGGGAGCGGUGCCUCGUCCAGACAGUCCCUCCCCAGUCUCCCAGGCGGCGGAGGCAGAUGCGGGUCAGGAGGAGGAACACGAGAACAUGAAGAACCUGCUGAUCAGCAACAACAACAGUCUCAGUGCUGACCAUAGAGGCCUGAGACGCUCCAGAGCCGUCCGCAGUAUGGGCAGGGUGAGUCCGUCUCAGAUGACUAUAGCCAAAGAGGACGGGACCAGCUCCCAGGAUGACGCCACAGAUGAGAUCAUGGACCGACUGGUUAAAUCCGUUACCCAGAAUCCGUCAGACAGAGCAUCCAGUCCCAAGACCCGAAAGCGGUCCAGACUCAACAGGAAGUCAUUGAGGAGGACUCUGAAGAGCGGUCUCAGUCUGGACGUGGUUCAGGCUCUGGGACUCAAUAACAAGACCGGAGACAAAGUCUGAGCAGAGACUCAAACGGAUCGAUUGAUUGAUCAAUCAGCGAACACUACGUAUCAGUUAGAAGAGACUGAGCUCAGACCAGCUGAGAGAUUCUCUGAAUCUUCCUGUGUUUGGUUUCCUGUGGGAGGAGGGUUGUCGACCUGCUCUCUGAUUCAAACUGAACAAACUUUAUUCUCUGAACUAUUUGGACAGAAAUGUUUGACAGUUUCCUCACAACUGUGUCUGAAUGUGACACAAAGGAAAACAAAUUGAGCUGAGCGAUAAAAAGGAAAAUCAGGACAGUUAAAAACUUUUCUCCUCUUAAAACAAAGACUCCCUGCUUGCCUGAAAGCGUAUUUAUUAAUAUUAACAUGUAGAAACAUCAGGAGUUUCAGUCUGUAUUUACUGCAGCUUCAGAGAACACAAGAAAAUAAAGAAAAAAUCUUCACUACUGGGACGCGCACAUGUACUAUGCACUUAUAACUACAGAAAACACACUCACAGAGAUGCAGGAGUUUCCAGGAGACAGAGAAAACUGACAAAUAUGUCAACAACUUGUCAUUGAUUUUGAAAAAUCAGGUAAUAAUGUUCACUUUAGUUUUAAUUCUAAUAUUAUUGGAGAUAUUUCUCUAAUUACAAGUUAAAAGUCCAGCUCAUCUGUUAUCAAUUUAUCUGCUGGUGUUUUUUCUAAAUGUGACAAACUGAAGAUAUUUUCUCCAUGUUUGUCUUUUUACUUGUGUUUUCUGAAGUUGCAGAGACGUUUUCCACACAUUCACAACAUGCAACAAGAUCAGUAAAGUUAAAUUAAUAUUUGAAAUAUUUGAAACACAAACCUCACUUUGAGCCUCAAAAGUUCUCGUCCUGGACAAUAAAAUCCUUAUAGUUUUUGAAAACGCUUGAUAUUUAAACCAAAUACAGAUCCUCUAGACUGAAAAACCAAAAUCUGGAGGCUGCACAUUUUCUGAAUGAAAACUCAUUUUAUGUGUUAAAUCACUUCCAGGCUGUUAUUUAAAAAAAAAAAUGUGUGUGUAAAUAAUUUAAGUGAUGCAAUAAGAACUGUGGGUAAAAUUGUUAAAUGUCUCAAAGAGAAUUUCUAGGAGAUUUAACUGAUGGAUAAAAACCAAAGAUCUUUACAUUUUGUUCAUUAAGAGUUACAUUUUAAAAUUAAAGCAGGAGACUUUUGAAGAAUCUUUACCAAAAAAUUUCUAAGAAAAAUUAUAUUUAUCCUUUUAAAAACAUUUUGUUAAAAAAAAAUGUAAAUUGAGAUUGAAAUCUCAUUUUUGGCAAAUCAGUUUCUCCACAAGGUCCUUUUUGAUUGUCUCACACAGUUUUCCUCAGUAGAAGGAAUUUUCCCAGGUCUCAUGGAAAAUUUCCAAGGUCAAGUCUAAAGUUUAAGUUUCAGUUUUCAGGCCUUAAAUCUGAUCAUAGAAAUGGAUGUUUGGUUUUUGUCAACUUUUGAAAAGUGUUGUGUGUGUUUGUGAUGAACCAGUGUCAAACCUGCUCUGUUCCCUGCACAGAAAAGUCCUUGAAAGUAAUUGAAGAGUUUGAGAAGUAAGUGUGAGUGUUUCAUGUCACAGUGUCACACAGUUCAACUACACAACACGAUCACACGUAAAUCACUAAUGUGGUACAAAACUGUCAGACACAAUGUCACCUGCCACUGCUUCACGUGUGUGUGUGUGUGUGUGUGUGUGUGUGUGUGCGUGUGCGUGUGUAUGUGAGUAUGUGUGUGUGUGAUAGAUUAUAGGAGUUUGUUAGUUUCUGUACAGUGGUGAUAUAUUUUGCACUUUGAGGUGUUUGUGGUUUCAGUCCAGGUGCUGACCUCAGGUCAGGUAGAAAAAAAAAAAAGCUGUUUGACGAGGACUCUGUUUUAACUUAAAGAGAGAGAUGAACAUUUUACAGAAAUAUUAAAUAGAAGAUUGAAUGUGUUCCAGGUAUAAUUAAUAAAGGUUUUUAAUAAAGAACAAGAGUAUUUUAA